AUGAUGGAUAUUGGAAAGAUCAACCGAAUUCUGAUUGGGCACGAUAACGUGGGUCUGCGGUCCGGCUGGUUCCUGGCCAGUGUCCAGAUCACAGUUCCAGUCCAGGGAAGGCAGUACAUGUUCCCCUGCAACCGGUGGCUUGACAAGGAUGAGGCCGAUGGCAGGGUGGAGGUGGAGGUCUACCCAAGUGAGAUUUUGCCUAUUGAGAAAUUGAUAAACUAUGAGGUGUCUGUAGUCACUGGAGACGUGCGAGCCGCAGGCACCAAUGCCAAAGUCUUCAUGCAGAUUUAUGGUGAGACUGGCAAAACGGAAUUGAUCAUCUUGGAAAACAGAUCCAACAACUUUGAAAGGGGAGCCACAGAUAUCUUCAAGAGAGAGGCUGCAGAUGUUGGCAAGAUUUACAAGAUCCGGAUAGGCCACGACGGGACAGGCAUUGGGGAUGGCUGGUUCCUGGAGAGCGUCACGCUGAAGCGCCUGGCCACCAAAACAAAGGGGUCGGAUGAAAGCACGAAGAAGAAGAAGAAGUCUGAUGAGAAGGAAGAGGAGGAGAACAAGGAGGAAGAAGGAAUGGAUGUCUAUACGUUUGUGGCACACCGCUGGCUGGCUAAGGAUGAAGGGGACAAGGAGCUCGUGGUGGAGCUGGUGCCUGAUGGAGAAUCUGACCUGGAGGAAAAUACGUAUGAAGUCCACGUCCUCACUGGGACUGUGUGGGGGGCUGGAACAGAUGCUAAUGUCUUCCUGAGCAUCUAUGGCAUGGAAAGAGGAGACACGGGUGAGCGCCAGCUGAAAAGGUCAAAUAACCUCAACAAGUUUGAGAAAGGACAGGUAGAUGUGUUCACCAUCAAAGCCAUUGACCUGGGCGAACUGAAGAAGCUGCGGAUCCGCCACGAUAACUCUGGUUCCAGGCCCAGCUGGUUCCUGGAGAGGGUGGAGAUUAUUGACCUCAAAGAGAGCACCACGUAUUACUUUCCAUGCCAGCGGUGGUUGGCAGUGGAGGAAGAUGAUGGUCAGAUUGCCAGGGAGCUGGUCCCAGUGGAUGAAGCAUUUGUGAAGAAAGAUUCAGAAAAUGAGGGCCAGUCUCCUGCAACUUUGGGCCUGGAACAGAAAGCUAAAUCCACGACAUACUCAGUGAAAGUGAAAACGGGGGACAAGAAAAAUGCCGGGACAGAUGCCAACGUUUUCAUCAUACUCUAUGGAAGUAAAGACGAUACAGGGAUAGUCAGCCUAAAGGCCUCAAAGUUUAACAAGAACAAAUUUGAGCGUGGGAAGGUAGAUGAGUUUACAGUGGAGUCUGUGGACAUUGGAGACCUGAAAAAAAUCAAGAUAGGCCAUGACAAUAAAGUUGUUCCUUACGAGAUCACAGUGUACACCAGUGAUAUUUUUGGAGCUGGCACGGAUGCAGAUGUCUUCAUUGUUCUUUAUGGAAGUGAUGGGGUUUGCACUCAGCAAAAAUCCCUGUGCCUCAACAAGAGAGAGCAAAGGAUGUAUUUUGAAAGGAACUCAGUGAAUCAGUUCAUCGUGGAGCUGGAGGACGUUGGUGACAUUAUAGAAAAGAUUCGCAUAGGACACAAGGGCGGAGGGCUGAACUCGGGGUGGCACUUGGACCGUGUGACGAUCCGGAGGCUGCUGCCAAACGGGAAGGGCUCGGAAACUGUCACAUUUCCAUGUGAGAGAUGGCUUGCAAAGUCUGAAGAUGAUGGUGAGACUGUCAGAGAACUGGUGCCAUCUGAUAUUUUUACUGAAAAGCUCAUGAAGGAUGGGACACUCAAGCAGAUAGAGGAAGAAGUUGAAGAACCUUUAGAAGUUCACACCUACAAGAUCAGUGUGUUCACUGGGGAUAUCUAUGGUGCUGGGACUGAUGCCAAUGUCUUCCUAAAUAUCUACGGAGACAUGGGGGACAUGGGAGAGAGAAAACUCAGCAAAUCUGAAACAAACUUCAACAAGUUUGAAAGAGGACAGGAGGACACGUUCACAAUACAGGCUGUGGACCUUGGCAUUAUAUACAAGAUCAAGAUUCGCCACGACAAUAGCAUGUUCAGCCCUGACUGGUUUCUGGAAAAAGUGGAGAUCCUGGAUGAAACCACAGAGGAAUCGUUCGUUUUCCUAUGCGAGCGCUGGCUCUCUAAAAAGAAAGAGGACAAAAAGAUAGAGCGGACACUUUAUGAACAGAGCUACAACGGCGAGCGGAACAGCCUGGACGGCUCCUCUCUCAGUGUGUCCAGCCAGGACAGCAAUGCCAACCAGAAGGAGCCCAAAAAAUCCAGCCUGGUCAAGGCAGCAGAGGAAGGCUCACUGAUCCCGUACCACAUCACCGUCACGACGGGCACGGAGUACGACUCCAGCACCGACAGCCGCGUGUUCAUCAUCAUCAUGGGCCCGCAGAAGGUGCAGACUGAGAGGCUGUGGCUGGAUCUCCCAGAAGGAAAGGAUGAAUUUGCAGAUGGCUCUGUGGAGAAAUUUUCAGUUUGGGGCCUAGACGUUGGGGAGAUCAAAAAAGUGGAGGUGGGGCACGACGGCGCUACCCCUGAGAGCUGCUGGAUGAUGGAAGAGCUCACCAUCGUCGUGCCCACCAAAGGCGUCAUGUACAACUUUGUCUGCAAGUGCUGGCUGGCCAGAGACAAAGGGGACGGGCUCACUUCACGGAUCCUCAACAUCCUGGAUGCAGAAUGUGUUAACAUUGGCAUCAAGAUCCUCUACGAAGUCACGGUUGUGACCGGAGACAUCGAAGGCGGCGGCACCGAUGCCAAUAUUUUCAUGACUGUCUUUGGAUCCAAUGGGAACACUGAGGAGCUGCUGCUGGAAAAAAAUGGGGACAGGUUUGAGCGGGGCCAGGAGGACAGUUUCAUCAUGGAGAUCGCCGACAUCGCGCCCCUGAGGAAGAUGAGGAUCCGGACGGACGGGAAGGGGACGCGCCCGCACUGGUUCAUGGAAAGGAUCACCCUGAAGAACCUUACUAACCAAGAAGUGGCCACAUUUACCUAUGGGGAUUGGCUGUCCAAGCUGAAAAAUGCCACAGGAAGCCUGGAGUGCGAGAUGCCAGCUGUCAUAAACGACGAGCAGAUGAUGGAGGACACCACAUACACUCUUCAGGUUAAAACCAGUGACAUUGGAGGAGCAGGCACCGACGCCAACGUGUCCUUGAUCCUCUUUGGGGAGUAUGGGGACAGUGGCACCCUGCCUCUGAAGGAGUCCAACAAGUCCAACAAGUUCGAGAGGAACCAGAUGGAUGAAUUCAGCUUCUCUGAAAUGCUGAGCCUGGGAGACCUCUGCAAAGUGAGGAUCUGGCAUGACAACAAAGGAAUUGCCCCAGGCUGGCACUUGGAAUAUAUUGAUGUGAUGGACUCUGCCAUGGACAAGACGUUUCGGUUCCAGUGCGAUCGCUGGCUGGCUAAGGGUGAAGAUGAUGGGCAGCUCAUCAGGGAGCUGGCCUGUGCCAAUAAUGACAUCCUGGAACUGAAGGAACGGACUGCCUAUGAGAUUGUCACAGUAACCAGCGACAGAGAGGAUGCCGAUACAAAGGAAAACAUCUGGAUCAUCCUGGAAGGGAAGAUGGGCCGCUCGAAGGAAUUCCUCAUGGAAAACUCUUCCAAGAAAAGGAGGUUUGAAAGGGGAGCAACUGACACAUUCCAGUUUUCUUCAAAGAACGUUGGUGAUAUUGCAGCCAUCUGUGUUGGUCACUGCCCAAAGGAUGGGAAGAAGUCAUCUGCAAAAGCUGAUGUCUUCUGGCAUGUCCAGGAGAUCACUGUGACAGAGAUGGAGCUUUGCAACAAGUACUACUUCAGGUGCAACGCGAAGAUCCCUCUGCGCUACAAGCGGCGAGACUACAAAGUCUUCGAGUGUGCCAAGGUCACCGAGAGCUUUGCCAGCAAAGCCCGGAGCCUGGUGCCAGUGAAAUACGAGACCAUCGUGGUCACGGGCUUCGAGAAGGGCGCGGGCACCGACGCCAACGUGUUCAUCACCAUCUACGGCCUGAACGGCGACUCGGGGCGGCGCGCGCUGAGGCAGAAGUUCAGGAACCUCUUUGAGCGAGGCAAAACCAACAGGUUUUACCUGGAAACGCUGGACAUGGGGGAACUGAAGAAGGUGAAGAUUGAGCACGACAACAGCGGGCUGGCUCCGGGCUGGCUGGUGGAGAGGGUGGAGAUCACCAACUCGGCCACUGGCGUCACCACCAUAUUUCCCUGUGGGAAGUGGCUGGAUGAAAACCGAGGGGAUGGGUUAAUCUGUAGGGAUCUUUUUCCUAGGUACUGAGGAGGGUUUUGGUCCCUUCUGUAUGCAUUUUUUUUUCUCAUUAUACUGUUUUAUAUUGCCUUUUUAAUACACUGCCUUUUGUAUUGAGAGAUUUUUAGUAGCA
This is a messenger RNA of Agelaius phoeniceus (red-winged blackbird), 4354 nucleotides long. Lineage: Eukaryota; Metazoa; Chordata; Aves; Passeriformes; Icteridae. The record is from RefSeq and is a predicted model, not a curated record.